This is a messenger RNA of Hyaloscypha bicolor E, 195 nucleotides long. RefSeq lists its product as uncharacterized. Gene Ontology annotation, molecular function: zinc ion binding; DNA-binding transcription factor activity, RNA polymerase II-specific. Gene Ontology annotation, biological process: regulation of DNA-templated transcription. Lineage: Eukaryota; Fungi; Ascomycota; Leotiomycetes; Helotiales; Hyaloscyphaceae. Bases 1 to 195 code for a protein of 64 amino acids. The record is from RefSeq and is a predicted model, not a curated record. The transcript is spliced from 2 exons.
AUGAGGAGACAAGCUCACCCGAAGGUCUGCACAGGUUGCUUGACCUGCGAAAAUCGACGUGUUGAGUACGACGAAGCCAAGCCAGCACGCGGGUGGUGUAGUAAAGUUGGUCUUGACUGCGAUGGAUAUGUUGAUCCCUCGCAGAAGAACAAGAAAUUCUACAGAUUGUACCCGAGCUCGCUGCAGUAUCUGUGA